This is a messenger RNA of Colletotrichum higginsianum IMI 349063, 1629 nucleotides long. Its product is annotated as GTP-binding protein. Gene Ontology annotation, molecular function: GTP binding. The transcript is spliced from 2 exons. Lineage: Eukaryota; Fungi; Ascomycota; Sordariomycetes; Glomerellales; Glomerellaceae. Gene Ontology annotation, cellular component: nucleolus. The coding region runs from base 1 to 1629 and encodes 542 amino acids. The record is from RefSeq and is a predicted model, not a curated record.
AUGGCCGGCUCAAUCAACAAACCCAAGAAGCCGAAGUCCAAGAGGACGACCGUCCGCCUCCGCCACAAGAUCGAGAAGGCGUCGGCGGCCAAGCAGAGGAAGGAGAGAAAGCGCGCCAAGCAGAACCCGGAAUGGCGCUCCAAGCUCAAGAAGGACCCCGGCAUUCCGAACCUGUUCCCUUACAAGGAGAAGCUUCUCGCCGAGAUUGAGGAGAAGAAGCUGCAGAAGCAGGAGGAGGCGCAGAAGCGUCGCGAGAUGGCAAAGGCCGCCAAGGCCGGCGGCGCCACCGAAGGUGCGUCGACAGGUCAGGACGAGAUGGCUGAUGUUGGGGACGACGACAUGAUGGUUGAGGACGACGAUGACGUCGACGAGUCAAACCCCAUGGCCGCCCUGCUGGCGAGCGCGAGGGCCGCCGCCGAGACCUACGAGAAGGACCUCCGCGACUCGGACGAUGACGACGACUCGAUGGACGACGACUCGGACGACUCGGACGCCGCCCCUGAGAUUGCCGUUGGCAACGCCACGUCCCGUAAGGCGUUUGACAAGGUCUUCAAGAACGUCGUCGAGCAGGCCGACGUUAUCCUCUACGUCCUCGACGCCCGCGACCCGGAAUCCACCCGCUCCCGCGACGUCGAGCGCAGUGUCAUGGCCGCCGCCAGCGGCGGCAAGCGCCUUAUCCUUGUCGUCAACAAGAUCGACCUCGUGCCCCCCAAGGUCCUGAAGGACUGGCUCAUCCACCUGCGCCGCUCCUUCCCGACGCUGCCCCUGCGCGCCUCCAACGCAGCGCCCAACGCCCAGACCUUCAACCACAAGGAGCUUACGGUGCAGAAGACGUCGGCCGACCUGUUCCGCGCCCUCAAGUCGUACGCCGCAAGCAAGCAGCUCAAGCGCGCUGUCUCCGUCGGUGUCAUCGGCUACCCCAACGUCGGAAAGUCCUCCGUUAUCAACGCUCUCCUCGGCCGUCUGAGCGGCGGCCGCGGCGCUUCCAAGGCCUGCCCCGCGGGCGCCGAGGCCGGCGUCACGACGAGCAUCCGCGCCGUCAAGAUCGACAGCAAGCUCACCCUCCUCGACUCCCCCGGUAUCGUUUUCCCCUCGGCCACCAACAGCACGACCUCCGGGCUCGUGUCGCUCAAGAACGCCACCGACGCCCACGCCCACCUCGUGCUGCUCAACGCUGUGCCGCCCAAGAACAUUGAAGACCCCAUCCCAGCCGUCACGCUCCUCCUGCGCCGGCUGUCAACCACCCCGGAUCUGCUGCAGAAGCUGACCGACACGUACGACCUGCCCCCACUGCUGCCGAGCCGCGCCGACGGCGACGUCACGACCGACUUCCUGGUCCAGGUGGCGCGGAAGCGCGGCCGCCUGGGCCGUGGUGGCAUCCCCAACAUCAACGCCGCCGCCAUGACCGUUGUCACCGACUGGCGCGACGGCCGUAUCCAGGGCUGGGUUGAGGCUCCCGUCUUGGCCGUACAGGGCUCCAGCAAGGAGACUUCUGCGCCGGUCGGCGAUGACGUCGGCGCCGCCGACCAGAAAACCAUCGUCACGGAGUGGGCUCAGGAGUUCAAGCUCGACGGCCUCUGGGGCGACGACGGUGCGGCCGCCGCAGACGAUGAGGCGAUGGAGCAGUAA